Diplodia corticola is the source of this 1638-nucleotide messenger RNA. RefSeq names its product major facilitator superfamily transporter. The transcript is spliced from 11 exons. The coding region runs from base 1 to 1638 and encodes 545 amino acids. NCBI's taxonomy places the organism in Eukaryota, Fungi, Ascomycota, Dothideomycetes, Botryosphaeriales, Botryosphaeriaceae. Gene Ontology annotation, biological process: transmembrane transport. Gene Ontology annotation, molecular function: transmembrane transporter activity. The record is from RefSeq and is a predicted model, not a curated record. Gene Ontology annotation, cellular component: membrane.
AUGGCCACACCUGAGAACAAGGAGAUCACUGAAAUCAUCGCGGGCAGUGACAGUAAAGAGGAAUCAGUCGGCGAUGUUGAGAUUCAAGGAGACUAUGGAUCUGGUAGAGAGCACAUCUUCUCCGAUCCCAAGGUGGCGGAUUACUGGAGAGAUGUGUACGAAAAGGCACAUUACGAGGGUCGCCACCGCUUCGACCCAAAUUUCACUUGGUCGGCCCAGGAAGAAUUGAAGCUAAAGCGAAAGGUGGACUGGCGUAUCAUGGCUUGGUGCUGGCUGAUGUUCGUCGCACUUGAUUUGAACAGACGCAACAUCAAUCGAGCUAUCAGCGACAACAUGCUGGCGGAUCUGAACAUGGACACCAAUGACUACAACUAUGGUCAAACCAUUUUCCUGGUAUCGUUUCUGGCGGCAGAGCUUCCCUCAGGUCUGGUCUCCAAGAAGCUCGGUCCUGACGUCUGGAUUCCAUUCAUCAUCACUGCAUGGUCAAUCAUCUCUGCGGCACAGGCCGGGCUCAAGAACAAGACCGGAUAUUACGUUUGCCGUUGUCUCAUUGGCCUUUUGAUGGGGGGAUUCAUCCCUGACACUGUGCUUUACAUCACUUACUGGUAUAAGUCGAAGGAGCUUCCGAUUAGACUUUCCUGGUUCUGGACCGUCCUGAGCACGUGCAACAUCGUCGGAUCCCUCAUGGCUGCCGGUAUCUUGCAAAUGAGAGGACUACAAGGAUGGGCGGGUUGGCAAUGGCUAUUCCUCAUCGAAGGCUGCAUCACGACGGCCAUUGGAAUAGCCAGCUGGGCGCUCAUGCCACCGGGCCCGUGCCAAACAGCCGGUCGCUGGAGAGGCAAGGGCUGGUUCAGCGAGCGAGAGGAGAAGAUCCUGGUCAACCGCAUUCUCCGCGAUGACCCGUCCAAGGGCGACAUGCACAACAGGCAAGGCGUCGACCUCACGCGUCUCUGGAAGUGCAUCAAAGACUAUGACUUGUGGCCGCUCUACCUCGUCGGCUUGACUACCUACAUCCCGCCCAACCCGCCGUCGAACUACCUCUCCUUCAUCCUCCGCCAGAUGGGCUUCAGCACCUUUCAAUCCAACCUACUAACCAUCCCAUCCCAGUUCAUGUUCGGCGUCAACCUCCUCAUCAUCUCCCGGCUCAGCGAAUGGUUCAACGAGCGCGCCCUCGUCGCGUCCAUCUCCAACAUCUGGAUUUUCCCGUGGCUGGUGGCGCUCGUGGCCCUGGGCGGCUCCGCCAGCCAGUGGGUCCGCUACGCGCUGCUCACCGGCCUGCUCUCGUACCCCUACUGCCACGCCAUCAUCGUCGCGUGGAACUCGCGCAACUCCAACACGGUGCGCACGCGCGCCGUGUCCGCCGCGCUGUACAACAUGUUUGUACAGGCGGGCAACAUCGUGGGGUCCAACAUCUAUCGCGAGGAUGAUAGGCCGUUGUACCAACGCGGAAACAAGAUCCUGCUCGGGAUAUGCAGCUUCAACGUCGUGCUGUUCGUUGUCGUCAAGUACUACUACAUCAGGAAGAACAAGCGCCGGGAGGAGGCUUGGGCGAAGCUGACGGGAGAGGAGAAGAUCGACUAUAUCCACAACACGAAGGAUGAGGGUGCCAAGAGGCUUGAUUUCAGGUUUGCGCAUUGA